CUCUCUCUCCAAAAAAAGAGAGGAAAUGAUCCCCAACAAUGGCGACGGCGGCGUGCGGCGGCUCCGUCGGUAGUUGCUGACGUGCUAUCAGACACCCGGCCGUCGCCGACACGGCACUUAGCUAUCGGUCUCUGGCAUUCCCCUAAACACCUCCCAUGGCGUACCCUCCGGCCCCGCAGUCCCCCGCCGCGCUCAUCGCGCAUCUCGCCGCCGUGCUCUCCUCGCCGGACUGGCGCUUCCACCCCUCGCUCCCGCACCUCCCGGCCCUCCUCGCGCCGUCCCUGCCCCGCACGCUCGUCGUCCCGCUCCCACUCCGCCUCGCGGCCGCCGUCGCCCGCGCCGCCGCGCCGUCCCGCCACCUCCUCGACAUCUCCCUCCCCGUCGUGCUCCGCCUCCACGCGCUCUCCCCGCCGCCGCUCCGCCCGCUCUUCGACCGCCCCUUCCGCUCCCUCCUCGCCCACUUCUCCCGCUUCGCGCUGACGCCGCUCAUGCUCCGCCUCUUCGCGCACAUGCACCGCCACGCCCCGCCUGCGCCGACGGGCGCCACCUACAAUGCACUCAUCCGGGCCCUCUGCCGCCGCGCCGACCUCCGCCGGGCCCAACGGUACCUCAGCCUCAUGGUCCGCUCUGGCUGGCGCCCCGACGCGUUCACGUUCAACUCCCUGAUCGUGGGGUACUGCCGCACACAGCAGGUUGAAGUGGCCCAAGACCUGUUCAACAAAAUGCCGCUUAGAGGGUUCCGGCAAGAUAUGGUCUCUUAUGCUGCACUGAUUGAAGGACUAUGUGAGACAGGGAGGAUUGAUCAGGCACUGGAGUUGUUCAGGGAGAUGGAGCAGCCAGACAUGCACACAUAUGUGGCCUUGGUGAAGGGGCUUUGUGAUGCCGGAAGGGGGGAGGAGGGGCUCUGUAUACUGCAGAAGAUCAAGGAGCUGGGAUGGAGGCCAAACACUCGUGCUUAUACAGCACUGGUCGAUUUAUGGUGUAGGGAGAGGAAGGUUGACGAGGCUGAGAAAAUGCUGGAGGAGAUGUUUGACAAAGGAUUGGCUCCUUCUGUUGUAACGUGCACUGCUGUUGUGAAUGCCUACUGCAGGGAGGGGAGGAUGAGUCGUGCGGUGAGGGUGUUUGAAUCCAUGAAGUUGAAAGGGUGCGAGCCAAACGUGUGGACAUACAAUGCAUUAGUGCAAGGUUUCUGUAAUGGGAGGAAAGUGUACAAAGCAAUGGCUUUGUUGGACAAAAUGAGAGCAUGCGGAGUAGAGCCAGAUGUUGUGACUUACAAUUUGUUGAUUCGAGGCCAAUGCAUUGAUGGGCAUAUAGAGAGUGCUUUCAGAUUACUCCGUUUGAUGGAGGGAGAUGGUUUAUCUGCUGAUAAGUACACUUGCAAUGCAUUGAUUGCUGCUCUUUGUAAAGAUGGUAAAACCAAUGAAGCUUGCUCUCUUUUUGAUGGCCUGGAGGGUAGAGGCAUAAGACCUAAUUCUGUGACGUUCAAUACACUGAUAGAUGGGUUAUGCAAGGCUGGUAAAGUCGAUGUUGCACAAACAUUUUUGGAAAAGAUGAUCUCAGCUGGUUGUGCACCAGAUACCUAUACAUACAGUCCAUUCAUUGAAAAUCUAUGCAAGACCAAGGGAUGGCAAGAAGGAUUAUAUUUUAUAGAUGAGAUGCUACAAAAGGAUUUGAAGCCAUCGACUGUCAACUAUACAAUUGUAAUUGACAAGCUUUUCAAGGAGAGAAACUAUGGAUUAGCCACAAGAAUGUGGGAGCAAAUGGUAUCACUGGGGUGCAGUCCUGAUGUAGUCACUUAUACUACGUCUGUGCGUGCAUAUUGCAAUGAAGGCAGGCUUGAUGAAGCAGAAAAUGUUGUGAUGGAAAUGAACAAAAGUGGGGUCACUAUUGAUGCAAUGGCAUAUAACACUUUGAUGGAUGGGUAUGCAAGUAUUGGGCAGACGGAUCAUGCAGUCACAAUCUUGAACCACAUGAAAAGUGUGGCUUCUAUGCCAAACCAUUUUACCUUUCUGAUCUUGCUUAGACAUCUUUUACAGAUGAGGCUGGCUGAGCAUGUGCCUUUGAAAGCAACUCGUGUUUGGAAGACCAUAGAGCUUGCUGAUGUCUUUGAAUUGUUUGGGCGAAUGAAGAAGAAUGGUGUUCCUUCUAGUGCAAGAGCUUAUUUGGCCAUCCUGGAAGGGUUUUCUGAAGAUAGAAGAUUGGACGAGGUGACCUCGUUAGUUUCUCGUAUGAAAGAAGAUAAUCUACCUCUGAAUGAAGAUAUAUACACUGCUCUUGUUAAUUGCUUUUGCAAAUUGAGGAUGUAUCCUGAUGCUUGGGCGUUGCUUUGUUCCAUGAUUGGACAUGGUUUUUUACCAAAUCUGUUGUCUUACCAGAAUCUGCUUUCUGGGCUUACUGCUGAAGGACAAGCCGAUAGGGCUAAAGAAAUAUUCAGAGAUUCCAGAUGGAAAGACUACAAUCCUGAUGAAAUUGUUUGGAAAGUUAUAAUUGAUGGCUUGAUAAGAAAGGGUCACUCAGAUAUGUGCCAUGACAUGAUAUCCAUAUUAGAACAGAUGAACUGCAAACCACGUGAUGAAACGUAUGCAAUGCUGACUGAGGAAUUGUCUACCAGGGAAUAGGUUGUCAACUAACACAUUCAUAGCUCACAGCAAAGUCUCUGUCAGUCAUGCCUAUGCAAACUGUUCAUCAACUGGUGCUUAUUCAAUCACAUGCUGUGUAUGAGGCUAUGCACGCCAGAAUUGCAUAGAUCAUGGAUCAUUGAACACACAGUCACACACUGCGUUCAUGCCCUCAGAUAGAAGUGUGCAUCGUCGAAGUUCUGUAAAGUGGUGCUCCUUAGUGGCCUGAGAAGCUGGAGACAUGGCACAUCAGACUGCUGAUGCAUGGAUGCCGACAGCUUUCAGGAGAGUCGGCAUAUGCUGGAGCCAAAAGCCCAUACCACGUUUUCAGUUUCUUAAGAAACCCUUCUAUGAUAAGGGGAAAAAAGGAUUAGCCAAGGAUCACCUUGCCAUAAUCAACCCAUUUUUGUGGGUUUGAUUUAUAGGUGGCAGGUAUUUUUAUCUGUGCAGCAUAGAGCAGGUCCAAGAGACCAAGAAACACACACAUUGUGGAUGAUCGUGCACAUUGCAUGUCCUCGGAAAAGAGAAACUGUAGCUGCACUUUUUUUUUACCACGGCUCUCAGUUUGUGUAAAGCAACUGCGUGCAAAUAUCUGACAGGAGAGCCAACCUCGGCAUGUACAUUUUUUUGGGGU
Panicum hallii is the source of this 3252-nucleotide messenger RNA. RefSeq names its product pentatricopeptide repeat-containing protein At5g65560-like. Gene Ontology annotation, molecular function: protein binding. The record is from RefSeq and is a predicted model, not a curated record. The coding region runs from base 156 to 2618 and encodes 820 amino acids. The transcript has 2 exons. Lineage: Eukaryota; Viridiplantae; Streptophyta; Magnoliopsida; Poales; Poaceae.